Molecule: messenger RNA, 732 nt
Organism: Lactuca sativa (garden lettuce)
Lineage: Eukaryota; Viridiplantae; Streptophyta; Magnoliopsida; Asterales; Asteraceae
Product: mitogen-activated protein kinase 16
Biological process (GO): protein phosphorylation
Molecular function (GO): protein kinase activity; ATP binding
Source: RefSeq, a predicted model, not a curated record
AUGGUGUCAAGAUCGUAUGACAAAGUCACUGAUGUCUGCGAUCAACUUAUACUUCAGGUGAAAUAUCCACAAAAUGUUGGAAGGGGUUUGUUCGAAUUGCAAAGAGAUCCCAUGAUGAUUCAAAGUUCUGAAAAGGUAUCCAGAGGUCGAGUUGAAAACAACACUUCCAUCUCUACAAAUCCUGAUGUUGUUUUCAUCUAUUAUAAUGACCCUAGGAGUCUGUUGCAGGAACCUAUGGAAGCAAACUUUUUCAGUGAAUUUGGUGAAGGGAGUAGGUACAAAUUAUUGGAAAUUAUUUGUAAAGGAAGCUCUGGUAUUGUAUGUUCUGCAUAUGAUACUCAUGUUGGCGAAAAAGUAGCAAUCAAAAAGAUAAAUGAUAUACUCGAACAUGUUUCUGUUGCUGCUAGUAUCAUGCGUGAGAUUAAGCUCCUUAGGCUCCUUCGUCAUCCAGACAUUGUGGAAAUCAAAUACAUCUUAUUGCCACCUUCAAGAAGCGAAUUCAAAGACAUAUAUGUGAUUUUUGAGCUUAUGGGAUCUGAUCUACAUCAGGUUAUUAAAGGAAACGAUGACUUAACACCAGAACACCAUCAAUUGUUUCUUUAUCAGCUUCUUCGAGGACUAAAAUACAUACACUCAGCAAAUGUCUUUCACAGAGAUCUAAAACCCAAAAAUAUUUUGGCCAAUACGGAUAGCAAACUCAAGAUCUGUGACUUUGGUUUUUCAAGGGUUGCA